UAAUUGUUGUGUAGUAUAGCGUGUAGGCAAUUUUCUCUUCCAGGAGGCAAUCUCCUCAGUACUCUGAGGUAAAGCAAGUUAAUUUUCUUACUUGAAUUCCAGCCCUGCUUGAGAAAAAACUGACAUUAAAUUCUUGAUUAAGCAUCUCGAAAAGUACCAGUUAAAGUGUGUUCCUUUACAGCGUGUUUGGUCUGCACCGUCUAAUCUUGAUCGAAAGAAUCGUGCAGCAUGCACACGAAUUGUUGAACGGAUAGCACAUAGAAACAUUGGGAUAUUUUAGACAUCAAUCUAUUUGCCGGGAAUCACGAAAUUCGACACAAGCCGUGCGUAAAACUUUGAGUAUGUUGCUUCCUGUUUACUUCCUUGAUUACAUCUGGUAGUUGGUCAAUAUUUGAACUCUUUUUUAAAAGGGAAACGAAAGGGAUAGUUUGAGAUGGACCGGGGGCCGGUUCGAGAUGGCCGACAGUAAAUGACCAAAAGAACAUAUUCAAGGGAAAAUGACAGAGGUGAAUUUAAGACAACUGAGGUCGAGUUAACGACAUUCACUGAUUCAGAGUAUAUCUCAUCCUCUCAUAAACGUUCAUCAAUUUAUGUAUGUUGCCAAGCUAGUCUGAUCUGUUGGUGCCUUCAGCGGGGCAAGUUCUGUUAUAAAGCAGACGCUGGAAUGUCGUUUUGGUUUCUCUUUUGUUACUGGCUGUACGACUUGGACGAAAAUUCAGUUCUCUCCCAAAUUUUCUGUCGGCGUCUAAAUGUAAUAUGUUCAUGGUGCUAAUUUGUUUGAAAUUUGUGACUUUUUUAUCGUCACGCGAUUGAGUCAUAAUAACAGUAGAAUGAUUACCAUAGAAACAAAGACUGGUACCACUUACUGUGUGUGAGCAUAUUUUAGUCGCGACUGUCACAGUGUUCGGGAGAGAAAAGAGGAGCUGGUUUUCAAGAUACGCUAGGCUUUGGUAUUAAACACAGCUCUGGUUACAUGGUGGAUAAAAGUGUAUGUCAGGUUUAAAAUUAUUUGAGGUUUCACAAAAGAACGAAAAAUAAAGGAAUAAUACUACAUAAGUUGACAUUCUAAUCUACUGGACCGUGGAGCUAAUAUCUUCUUUACUACCUGUGCCUUAAUAUUCUAUGAAAGUUUAAAUUAAUUCUUUCGCCGCAUUUACUAUGAAUAAGUACUCCGUUCGCCAUGAUCAAAGUCUACUUGUCAGGAAGGAAACGCAGGUAUUUCUCAUUGCUCGGAGCGUCUCAUCGUGAGCCUUGACUGUUUUCGUUUCAUCGAUCAAACAUAAGUUAUUGCACGACUUAUGCAUACUAUCAGGUUGAUACCCUGACGGGGCUGAACAAUGAUUUCAGUGGUUGUUUCAGUGAAAUCCAUUUCAUUAUAGAUCAGUCUUGUGAAAUUUGUGUGAAGUUUGUCUCCUUCACUUCAUGACUGAGCAAUUUUCUCCCAGGACCAAUUUUUGAAUAUGUAUAUGUUAGGGAUUGUUUAGAGUCUGUUAUGGAGAGAAAUGUGACAGGAAGAAACAGUGAGCAGUGAGAGAGCGCGCUCCCUCGGUUCACAACUGACACUUUUGGGCAAUCUCAAUUUUAAUACAAAGUUGUAUGUUAUUGUAAUAAUAAUUGUCAUAAUUUGCACGUGUGACAUUUACCUACGUCACGUAAUGGGAUCAAUUUUCGCUGUUUCAAUUUGCUCAUAAAAGAAGACUUAGUCAAAGUUACUCCUCAAAGACUAAUGUCAACUUAACAAGGGGUAAUGCUAAUAAAAUAUAACAUAGCGUGAACUGAGAUGCUGAACUAAAGCGUUGAUUUUAUCGAAAAUGUUGUCUUUCAUGUACCUUAGAUAAGGAUUCACUGGAUAUACUUGACAUGUUAUUUGUCAGAUAAGUCAAACACGUUAUUAUUUAAUACUGACAAUUCAUAUUUAUUAUCGAUUUAUGGCAAUUUCCCAGUUAGGUGUAACAGUAUACGACUGUCUCAAUUGUGACUGUUCAUCUGCUCAUUUGUUCAUCAUCAAUAUGGACCCAGAAUGCGUAUUGUUUUGAUUGCCUCUGAGUGACUGACUCAAUGAACUGGGCUGUUUUCCAGUUGCAGCAAGGUACAUGCGCGUUUUUUACAACAACAAAAACGAGCGAAAAAAAAUGACUGAGUUCCUCGGUUUGCCUUUUACUAGCUACCCGGCUCCCUGCUUUCAAAAAUGUAUUUGUUAAGACAAUCUGAAUGCGUGACACGUAAACAUCAACUUUUGAUAAUGACCUCUUGGUAUCUUGUCUCCUGCAUAAAUGAUAUCCCUUGGUUCGUUCACAUGAUCAUAGUGGCAUAUUUUUAUUAUGCAUACAUGUGAACAUUUUUCAGUUAGCAGUUGCUUCGGUAUGCACCUUAUAGUUUUACUGUGUUUGUGCGUGCUUUUAAUGGAGAUGGUUUAGUUUGAAAGCUUCAGGUCUGCUUCAAAAUUGGAAAACAACCACGUAAAGACGGUUUUAGAGCUUUCGGGAACUUUAGACUUUAAUAUCACUAGAGACAUCCUGCGAUCGCGUAACUAUGGGAACCAAAAGAAAAGGAGGUGCCUGUAACCUAACCUCCACUUCUGAAGAGGACGAAGGUAGUGUUGGAGGAAAAAGGCCUUUCCGGAAAACGUUUCGAGUAUAUUCAAGUGAAUUCGUAACAUCAUCGAAUAGAGAUGAAAGGAAGAAGGCCGCUGUAAAGAUUACAUUAAAUGUGAACACAACUGAAGGAGAGAUAAGGGAAACUCUCAUUAGAGAAUUACCACAGUUGAGAAGCAAGCGGUUUGCGUUUUUCACAAAGGAUGAAGCAGGAAAGAGGUACUUCUGUCCUUGUUCACUUCAGUGUGAAGGAAAAGACCACUCGGCGGAAUGGAAUGGAAAGAACAUUCUACGAGCAGCAAAAUCAAACAGAGCUGUAUACGUCUUAAUUGAGAGUACCACUAUGGAAGAAACCAGAUCAGGAGGAGUUCAAAAUGACACAUCAACGAACCCAGUACUCAGUGGUCCACAAUUUCACGGUUCGGUCGGGCAAUACUCAAGUAACACACAGAACCAGAAAGAAGUGAGAGUUGUUGUUAAAAACUAUCAGAGUGUGAGUUGUCCCGACUUGUCUUUAAAUGGUUUGGAACACCAGGAAAACACUUCAGUACAACCGCUUUCAGCUAACCACGGAAACGACCCCAAUCAAUGGCCAACAGAGGUAACCCAGCUAUCACAAGAACAGACAGUUCCAGAAACUGAAUAUGAAAAAGUGAAAGAUGGUGGUGGAGUAACAGAGGCGAAAGACGGGGAAGGAGAAAGACAAAUCGACAUGGGUGACGAGGAAAUGCAAACAGACAUGUGGAAAAACGACGUAGCGUCUACAAGUGAAAACGUUUUUCCGGAAAGGUACUUUGAUAGUGGCUUUGAUACAUUGUCAUCAGAAAGUAACGCACUAGUUCCAGUGGACCCUGCAAAUUGUUUAGAGGAUGAGGAACUGCAGACCGUCUUCGUGAAUGAUUCACCACCUUUGGAUACAAAUUGUAAUAGCACUCCAUUGCUCCACACACCUACGGAAUUCGAAAUUUUCCAAGGUCAGGCGGUAGUUUUUGCCUUUUUUCAUAGACCCUAUUUAGUCCGGGGCUGGGGAAGGGGAUUAUACCCGCUGACUUUAACCCCUUAUAUUUUAAUCCUUAAGUCAAAGCUGCCAAACUUUGCGAAUUUAUCUGGAAAUUUGGUUUGAAAUGUCAUCGUUUUCGAGAUUUGCUGUUUCCGAGGCAAUCGCGUUGUUUUUCCAGAGUUAGAACUUUCUUAUUUACAGAACUUAACUUUACUUCAUGGGAAGUAACAGCUAGUAAACAAAGCAACAGUUUGACGUUGACAUUUAGAGAAGGGAAAAAUACUUUCAGUGCAAAAUUAAGGAGAUCGUGUUAAAAGCUGUUGCUUUACUAGCUGUUACAUCUCACGACGUAUAUAUCAUACGGGGGAAGGGGGUGUCACGUGAUGAUGACAACCUUAGACGACGGCAGCGUAGGAGGCUACCUACGGUCGCAAAGGACCAAGCCCCACCGAUCUGAAUAGUGUUGAAGGUUAAGAUAAACUAUUUUAAUAUUUUUCAUCAACGCUAGAAAACUUCUAGCAGAGCUGUCAAGAGAUUAGCCGUGAAGCUACAUUAAAAUAUAACAUAAUUUUCUUUAUGAAAAAAAAAAAAAAAAAAAAAAA
This is a messenger RNA of Orbicella faveolata, 4196 nucleotides long. RefSeq lists its product as uncharacterized. Gene Ontology annotation, molecular function: protein binding; signaling receptor activity. NCBI's taxonomy places the organism in Eukaryota, Metazoa, Cnidaria, Anthozoa, Scleractinia, Merulinidae. The record is from RefSeq and is a predicted model, not a curated record. Gene Ontology annotation, biological process: positive regulation of JNK cascade; positive regulation of canonical NF-kappaB signal transduction.